Messenger RNA from Syngnathus typhle (broad-nosed pipefish), 2879 nucleotides. RefSeq names its product family with sequence similarity 110 member D (gene fam110d). The transcript is spliced from 2 exons. The record is from RefSeq and is a predicted model, not a curated record. The coding region runs from base 516 to 1790 and encodes 424 amino acids. Lineage: Eukaryota; Metazoa; Chordata; Actinopteri; Syngnathiformes; Syngnathidae.
CCCCCCCCUCCCUGUAUGUAGCACGACUCUCUCCCCACGCUGCUUCAUUGCUCACGACGUCCACGCAAGAGAAGCGUCUGUCUGUCACAUCUGAUCAAAACAAAAGCGGAUUACCAAGACAACAUAGGGUCCACACAGGUGAGGCCACGGCGAAAAACAUUGACCCAUCUGUCAGGCGACGUGUCGAGUUGCCCGGUGCCGGGUGCAAGUGAGUCGAGGGAGGCAAAGAAGCCGACUUUUCAAAGAGCAACCCCGCCUGCUAUUUGGGCUGUGCUGUGGCCAGGGAGUGUCUCACUUUCCGACACAAAAAGGGCCGCCCACCUAUCCAAAGGACUGUGUACAUACUGGAUAUCAAUUAACAUAAGCGCUAAGAUUACCCCCCUCCGCAAAAAGAGACACCAAACUUAAACACUGUGGUUUCCUCAAAUGCUACCCUCCAAUUUCGAGGAAUGAAACUCACGUGUUGAACCAGCGACUGCACAGUUUGGAGGUCUUUCCUAUCCUGUGGAAUCAUCAUGAAGCCGUUGACCCCCAUCGGGUCACCGUCCCCCCUUCGGCUCCUCAACAAGGGUCCGGAGUAUUUGCGGCGGCAGAUCGACGGCGGGAACCACGGUCGAGCGAUUAGCGCCGUAGAGAGGCUGGAAGCAGACAAGGCUAAGUAUGUCAAGAGCCAGCAGGUCAUCAACACCAAACAGGAACCAGUGUUGGUGCCGUGCGCCACCCCGCCGCCGCCUCGGAGGGCUUUUGCCUCUCCCCAACUCCCUCCUCGCCGUUUAUCCGGCACCCCCUUCUCCACUCUGUCCGGAUCUUUUACCUCCAGGGAUGAAAAUGAAAACGACGACUCCAGAAAGGAGAAUCAACUGUCUUCCAUCGACAUGGAGGCUCAUAAAAACGUCAUCAACAACAGGAAGCUCCCCAGCCCCAGAGCACACGGAUUCACCACCCCAGUGGCGCCGCACAGUGCCCCCGUCCUCCGCAGGAGCACCGGCAAACGCAUGAUGAGACCCGACUCGCUCGUCAUCUACCGGCAGAAGAAAGAGUGCAAGAGUCCCAAUGGCGAGAACGGCAGUGUGGAGCUGAAGGGCUACGGCUUCGUCCGCCGCCUCUUCCAGGGCUCCAUGAGGGACAAGGCUGGCGGGGGAGUCCAUAAAAUGGUCAUCGGCGAGGAGAAAGCACCCUCGCGGGAUGGAGACUCCCGCAUGUCAUGGACUAAUGAUAAGGAUAUGACAGACGGUGGGCCAGGGAGCAGGAGAUCCAGCGGAACAGACCAGCAACAUAGCCCUGGCUCCAUCACCAGCCCGGGGUUGGGCUCUACAACAGAUCAGACCAAUGAUGGAUCUAAAGAUACCACAGAUGAAGGCAUGGACGACAACGAUCCGUGGAGAAGGGUGAUACCGCAGCGUUCGUCAUGUGGGAGCAAGUUUGGGGUGUUGCGUCGUUCCAAAUCGGACCUGCAUCUCCGCUGCUCUGUAGCCUGGUCUGAACAGGAGCAAUUCUUUGACUUUUGCGGCCUGGACACCGAUCUGAUUGAGCGCCUCGGCCGGGACAAUUUCCCGUCAGGCGCCAGCUCCAUAGACACCCUUUCGCUGGCUCUUCGCAGCGUUGCCGGCGACGGCGGUACAGAGCCCAGCGAGUUCUCCCGCCACUCUGGGGACGGGUUGUUUCAGGAGGAGCUGGCCGAGCAGCCACCCACUGGCGUGUCCAUCAUUGAGAGGAACGCUCGAGUUAUCAAGUGGCUCUACGGGUGCAAGAAUGCCGCCCGGGAAGGACCCAAAGAGUCUACGGUUUGAUCCAGAGGACUAUAUUCCGUUUAGCACAUUGUUUACGUCAGUAAUGUGGCAGUUGAUUCUUGAGAAAGAUUUUUUCUCCAAAUGAUUCAAUGGAUCAAACUAUUUAUGGAUCAUCUGCAAAUGGACUGAUUCCAGAUAUACAAUCUUAAACAGAACUAGAUUCUGAACUGUUUUUUGAGGGCACAUAGCUAUAAUUGCAUGCUAAUAAUGACAGCACAGAUUUUGUGAACUAAAUUAUUGGAGAAAAGCUGCGUAAAGUGAACCAUGAGUACCUCAUUCAAAAAUGUCUGUUUUAAUUCAGAGCUUUUUUUUAUUUUUAUUAUUAAACGCAGGCGUUGGAACAAACUUGCCAGACUCCCCUGUGGGGUUGUUCAUGUACUGAAAUGGACAGAGAACGAGGUGAUAAAGAUAUAGGUUUUUCUCCUUUCUAGGGGGUUUAUUCUACUUUAUUUUUAUAUACACUGUCCUGAUAAUUGCUCGUGACACUAUUGAUUACCACUAAGAGAACCUGUGAAAAGUACUACGAACACCAAACUGUUUCUUCUAGUUAGCUUUCAAUAGAUUAUGGUCACCAUUCAAAAGUCAAGUCAAAGUGUAGGUUGCCGAAAUCCUGGACGAAAAUAGUUUUGAUGCAAGUGUUGUGGAAGUCAACUUCGUCAACCUUCAUUGGUACCUUCAACUUAUUGACGUUAGUGUGAAAGGGGCUUAAAACAAAAAGACAAUCAAGAUGUAAGCUGUUCAGUGAUGAGCUGCAUGUGGCGGUAAAGCCUCAAAGCUAAAACCACAGAUUCUACCUCACUUCAUUCAUCACUGACCAGUUCUACGGUUAGCUCACUUCUAUGGUACGGGCCAAACGCAGACUCCAGGGUCAUUCAAAGUAUGUUGACUAAUGCGAUAAAUUAACGGAAUGACUCGGAAACCUUGAUAGCUUUAGUGUCAUUAAUCAUCUCCAAGGCACACUCCUUCAACUGGACCUACUUUUGGUUGCAUGUUUACAAAAUGGCUCAUGUUUUUGUGAUUUUUUUUUUUUUACUCCAGAGAUCUGUAUCAUACACAUGGCAAAUAAAUACAAAUAAUGACUGAUUUCAA